AAUAGUAACUAUCCUGUAAGUCUUCCUUGGAGGAUACCUUAUUCAGGAAAUCCAGAACGUCUGAAUGAAGAGGAGUUUUGGGAAGCUUCAAAGACUACACAAAUUAAUGAAAAUACUCCAUCAAAACCUGCAACAGACCUUGGUUUGAUGGAAGUGAAUCCAAAAACAAGACUUUUAUUCCUUCAAUUGCCAAACAUUAUUCCUACAUUAAACAAUAGUCAAAGCUCAGCUGCUUCAAGUUCUUCUAAUAAGGCAGUAUCUUCAGAGAAAACUUGCAAGUUGAAUGAGUUACCUGCUGGCUAUAUGGGAAAACUGUUAGUUUACGAGAGUGGCGUUGUCAAGCUUAAACUCGGUGAAACCAUAUUCGAUGUAAGAUUUGAGACUCUCUGUUUUGUUAUAAUGCAAUUUUACCAUUUGAUUUGA
Impatiens glandulifera is the source of this 423-nucleotide messenger RNA. Its product is annotated as DNA-directed RNA polymerase III subunit RPC4-like. Gene Ontology annotation, cellular component: RNA polymerase III complex. Lineage: Eukaryota; Viridiplantae; Streptophyta; Magnoliopsida; Ericales; Balsaminaceae. The coding region runs from base 148 to 423 and encodes 91 amino acids. The transcript is spliced from 3 exons. Gene Ontology annotation, biological process: transcription by RNA polymerase III. The record is from RefSeq and is a predicted model, not a curated record. Gene Ontology annotation, molecular function: DNA binding.